AUGGCAAAGCCUACCAUCGUCUUCGCCCCUGGCGCCUGGUACCCACCAACUGUCUUCGAUGGGAUCUCCAAGACGUUGCAUGAACAUGGGUACAACUGUCAUACUAUCGCUUUCCCAUCUAUCCAACAAGCCACCGCAGUUCAAGACCUGCAGCCAGAUAUCGCGGCAGUGCGAACUGUGGUCGAGCAAGAGGCUGAUGCUGGCCGAGAAGUGAUCAUCGUUUCUCAUAGUUGGUCCGGGCUCCCCGUGAACAGCGCCCUGGAUGGACUGGAGCGCAUCGACCGUGAAGCCGCAGGGCAGAAAGGGGGUGUGGUCAAGCUGGUGUUCAUCUCGGCUUUUAUCCCGCAAGUCGGCGAGAGCCUAAUCAGCGCAUUUGGUGGGACCCCGCCGCCGUGGUAUGUGCGAGAUGAGGAAAAUGGCACGGUGACAGCUAGUGACCCAUUCGCAUUAUUCUUCCACGAUGCACCCGAUGGCCGAGAAUGGGCCAGCACGCUUCGACCACACGCCUGGAUCACCAAGAACUCACCCGCCACCAGCGCUGCAUACAUGAAGAUCCCAUCUUCGUAUCUACUCUGUGUGGACGACUUUGCUAUUCCCCUUGCUGUGCAGCAGUUGAUGGUGGAUCGGGCCCAGCGACAGGGUGCUAGCAUUGAAACGGAGAAGAUUAAUGCGGGCCACUCACCGUGGCUUGCUCUCCCGGAUCAGGUGGUGGCUUAUAUUCGCAAGCAGGCGGGUGAACAGGCUUAG
Messenger RNA from Penicillium daleae, 747 nucleotides. RefSeq names its product alpha/beta hydrolase. The transcript has 2 exons. The record is from RefSeq and is a predicted model, not a curated record. The coding region runs from base 1 to 747 and encodes 248 amino acids. NCBI's taxonomy places the organism in Eukaryota, Fungi, Ascomycota, Eurotiomycetes, Eurotiales, Aspergillaceae.